GCGCAAAAUGUGUUAUUUUGAUGUCUCAUCUAAACCGUCCAAAUGGAAAGCCAAAUCCAAAGCAUUCACUUAAACCUGUUGCCGAUGAGCUUGGUAAAUUAUUGGGAAGAGAUGUCUUGUUCUUGAAUGAUUGUGUCGGUCCCGAAGUCACAAAAUCUUGUCUUAAGGCCAGUAACGGGCAAGUGAUUUUGCUUGAAAAUCUUCGAUUUCAUAUAGAAGAAGAAGGGUCUAUUAAAGAUGAUGAUGGAAAGAAAAUCAAAGCAUCUUCUGAAGAUUUAAACAACUUUCGAUCGUCUUUAACAGAACUUGGAGACAUAUAUGUUAAUGAUGCAUUUGGUACUGCACAUCGCGCUCACAGCUCAAUGGUUGGUGUAAAUUUACCAAUUAGAGCUUCAGGACUUUUGUUAAAGAAAGAAUUAGAAUACUUUGGAAAAGCUUUAGAAGAUCCGGAUCGACCAUUUUUGGCAAUUCUUGGCGGUGCUAAAAUUUCAGAUAAAAUCCAAUUAAUCAAUAAUCUUCUCGAGAAGGUUAAUUCUAUGAUUAUUGGAGGUGGUAUGGUUUUUACCUUCAAAAAAGUGAUCAAUAAUAUGGAGAUCGGCAACUCGCUCUAUGAUGAAGAAGGAUCUAAAAUCGUAAAACAAUUAGUUGAAAAGGCAAAGUCCCUGAAUGUUGAAUUGAUAUUUCCUGUGGAUUAUAUUAUUGCAGAUAAAUUUGAUGCAAAUGCUAAUACCGGUAUUGCUACAGACGAAACUGGCAUUCCAGCAGGAUGGCUAGGUCUAGAUUCUGGUGAAAAAACCAAUGAACUUUUUAAGGCAGCUAUUUAUAAAGCAAAAACUAUUCUCUGGAAUGGUCCUCCAGGAGUUUUUGAAUUUGAAAAAUUUUCAAAUGGAACAAAAGUAGUAUUAGAUGCAGUCAUUAAGGCUACAGAAAACGGUGCUAAGACUAUUGUUGGAGGUGGUGAUACUGCAACAGCCGUUGCUAAGUGGGGUGCUGAAGAUAAAAUUUCACAUGUCAGUACCGGUGGUGGUGCUAGUUUGGAGUUGCUUGAAGGUAAAGUGCUACCCGGUGUUUCUGCCCUUACUGAUAAGUCUUAA
This is a messenger RNA of Racocetra persica, 1094 nucleotides long. Lineage: Eukaryota; Fungi; Glomeromycota; Glomeromycetes; Diversisporales; Gigasporaceae. The record is from the annotation of a GenBank genome assembly.